AUGUUUCUGAAUAAGCUGGUAUUCUUACAGCCGGAGACAAUAGUGGUCUACGCGCACGUGGAGGGCUUGGAGUGCACGGGGCUCUCCCAAAACCAGUUCGACCGUCUCAGCUUCAGCUCGGUCACCAUGCGGCUUAACUUCGACCUAGUGUGGCCAAGGAUAGCCUGCUCUGUCCAAUCACAGGGAGCUAAAGCAGCCGUCCUCGGGCGCGAAUUUGAAGCUUCAAAUUCUGGAAUCCUGCAGUUAACUAACACCCGCGUGGAGGGCAGUGUGCGCGUGCGCGCGAGACCCAUCAGUGGCGUCAGCAUAAUCGACUGCUCGUUACUCUUGAGCACAAACAUGGAGUCCGACCUGAACGUGGAGUGGCAUGGACGCGACAUCUCCCACAAGGCGAACGGGGUGGUGGAAGCCUUGAACAAGCAAAUGCAGGACAAAAAGGAGGCGAUUGGGGUCCAGUUGUGCAAGCUGUUGGAGCUGGCAACGUGAACAUGACAUACCAGGGACUACCUCGAAAAUUGUAUCUCUAUGUUAAUCAUGUCUUUUAUGCUGUCUACUUU
Cydia splendana is the source of this 557-nucleotide messenger RNA. RefSeq lists its product as uncharacterized. Lineage: Eukaryota; Metazoa; Arthropoda; Insecta; Lepidoptera; Tortricidae. The record is from RefSeq and is a predicted model, not a curated record. The transcript is spliced from 6 exons. Bases 1 to 486 code for a protein of 161 amino acids.